AUGGUGAAUAUCCCAGUUGCGCCUGUAGGUCCAGAAACAGAAGGUGUGUUUGUUCAGCAAUUGACACCUAUAGCCAACAAUCUGGUCGGAUCAUUCUUUGUUGGAUUGAUCCCAUUGCUGCUCGUGUUGGUCUUGUUGGGUGUAUUCAAGGUGCCUGCGCAUUUCUCAUCGCUAGCCGGGCUUAUCGUAUGUAUAUUUAUUGCAAUUUUUGGCUGGCACAUGCCUGCUCAACAAGCAUUUGAAUCUAUUGGAAAUGGUAUCGUGUUUGCAAAUUGGCCAAUUAUGUGGAUCGUAGUCAAUGCCAUGUUUGUCUAUAAUACAGCUGUUCAUUCUGGAAUAUUUGACUAUUUUCGUCGCUGGAUCUUGGCUUACACACCACCUGAUACUCGCAUUAUUCUGCUGAUUAUCGGCUAUAGUUUUGGUGCUCUCUUGGAAGGUGUCGCUGGUUUCGGUACGCCCGGUGCUAUUUGCUCAUCCUUGAUGGUUUCCGUUGGAUUUGACCCCUUGGAUGCUUUGACCUAUACCCUUAUUUUCGAUACGACACCUGUCGCUUUUGGUGCUUUGGGUAUUCCUGUCACUACAUUGGCUACCAUCACUGGUUUACCUGUUAUGAAAUUAUCCGCCAUGAUGGGCCGUCAAUUGCCUUUGCUCAGUUUGUUUCUUCCCACUUAUGCGCUCAUCUUUUUCGCUGGUUUCAGGGCUGGUUUCCUCGAAUGCUGGCCAGCAGGUCUUGUUGCUGGCUUGUCUUUUGCUGUCAUUCAAGCUAUUUUUGCCAAUUUGGUAGGACCCGAGUUACCAGAUCUUAUUGCCGGCAUUAUUUCCUUGAUUUCCAUCAUCAUCUUUGUGCAAUUCUGGAAACCCAAAUACAGACCUGAAUAUGAGGCACAUAUGGUGGUCGCUAAAGCUGUUAUCGAUGAUGUUGAAAAUGACAUUGAUAGAAUCUCCAACCAUAGUAGUAAUCACUCUGAAAAGCAACAUAUUGAACACAGCUCCAAGUUGGAAUCCCCAGAUUCUGUCGUACCAGCAGAAAAUGUUGCACAACCAGGCCAUUCUUCGGUUGCUGGAGGUGAUGUUGCGCACGAUAGUAUUGCCUCAGCUAAAGAGAAAGGCCGCCAGUUGGAGGUGGAAAAACUGACGAUUCGAGAAACCUUGCUUGCUUGGAGUCCCUGGACACUGAUUGUUGUUGUUGUGAUUAUCUGGACAUUUGCCAAGCUACCUAGUUAUGGAAGAACACCUGUUCACUGGCCUCACUUGCAUCAAGAAGUUUACUUAACCUUGUACGGUAAAAGAUACGAUGCGAUUUGGACAUUUGAGCCUCUGGCCACUGGUACAGCUAUUCUUGUAUCUGCUAUUCCCUUCUGCUGCCUUGUUCUUUGGAAUGGAUCGCACCCUCGCGUAUUCUGGCACGCUCUCAAACAAACCUUAACUCAACUCUUUUUGCCUGUGCUCACUGUAUCCUUCAUCAUGGCAUUUGCCUACCUGUACAACUAUUCUGGCAUCGCUUAUACUAUUGGUCUAACACUGUCCUCCGUCGGUAAAGCUUUCCCAUUUUUGUCUGCCUGGCUUGGUUGGUUCGCCUGUUUCCUUUCUGGAAGUGAUACAUCAGCAAACUCGCUAUUUGGUAAUUUGCAAGUGGUUGCAGCACGUGAAAUCGGGUUAUCGGCCAUCUUGAUGGCGAGUACCAAUUCUUCAGGCGCCAUCUGCAGCAAAAUGAUCUCACCUCAAAAUCUAACAACUGGCGUAUCUACCAUUGGACUUCAAGGUCAAGAGGGUCGGGUGCUUCGUAGAACUAUCCUACAUUCCAUCUUUAUGGUGUGUAUUGUGGGUGCAAUGGCUUGUGUCCAACAGUAUGGUAUUCCUGGUAUUAUUCCACCCUAA
Mucor velutinosus is the source of this 1878-nucleotide messenger RNA. Its product is annotated as Stress response protein nst1. Gene Ontology annotation, cellular component: plasma membrane. Gene Ontology annotation, molecular function: lactate transmembrane transporter activity; solute:proton symporter activity. The coding region runs from base 1 to 1878 and encodes 625 amino acids. The record is from RefSeq and is a predicted model, not a curated record. NCBI's taxonomy places the organism in Eukaryota, Fungi, Mucoromycota, Mucoromycetes, Mucorales, Mucoraceae. Gene Ontology annotation, biological process: lactate transport. The transcript has 6 exons.